GUAUAAUCGUCUCAUUGGCGAUAUCUCCUCUUCUCAUCUCUCUGACAUCCCCAAAAGAGAGCAAACACACGCCUUUCUCUUCAAGAAGCCUCACAAAUCUUCACCUGAAUCCCAAAAAGGUUGAGUCUUUUAAAAGAAGCCAUGUCUCAUAUGGUGUUUCAGAGCAGCGUCGUCGCUCCAAAACCCUUAUCUCCACUCAAACCCUUAUCUUUACUACCAAUCCCUCGCUCUAUCUCCACUCUCCCUUGUAACCUCCGUCGUCGCGGCAACGGCUUCAUCGUCAGAGCUUCCUCCUCUUCCCUUAUCGACUCCGUCGGAGACUCAGUUUCGGGUCUCGAACGAUGCUUACAGCUGCAAUUCAGCAGCGAGUUAGGCACUUCUUCUUCCUCUCCAAGUGCUCAGAUGUGUCCGGAGAUGAAAGGUGGGAAGUUUGGUUCCGUCGGAGCUGUAACUUUGGAAAAAGGAAAACUUGAUAUGACCCAGAAGAAAGUCGAGUCAAGCCCUGAGAUUGCAACUGGAGGUGGAGGUGGAGACAUUGGGAAGAUAGUUAAUUUCGGUGGUGGCGAUGGAGGGGACGAUGAUGGUGAUGAUGAUGAUUACUUUGAUGAAUUUGAUGAUGACGAUGAUGGUGAUGAAGGUGGACUCUUUAGGCGUAGGAUGUUUCUUGCAGAGCUAUUUGAUAGGAAGUUUGUUGAUGCUGUGUUGAACGAGUGGCAAAAGACAAUGAUGGAUUUGCCUGCUGGCCUCCGUCAAGCAUAUGAAAUGGGUUUGGUCAGCUCAGCACAAAUGGUUAAGUUUCUUGCUAUUAAUGCUCGUCCUACAACAACCAGAUUCAUCUCCCGUGCUCUUCCUCAGGGAUUGUCUAGGGCCUUUGUUGGCAGGAUGUUGGCGGAUCCUUCAUUUCUCUACAGACUUCUUUUGGAGCAAGCUGCCACGGUUGGAUGCUCAGUUUGGUGGGAGGUGAAGACUCGUAAGGAAAGAAUAAAAGAGGAAUGGGAUCUUGCACUCAUUAAUGUUCUUACCGUAUCAGCAUGCAAUGUAGCUGCUGUUUGGCUGCUUGCUCCAUGUCGUUCUUAUGGGAAUACAUUUAGGUUUGACCUGCAGAAUACACUGCAGAAGCUACCAAAUAACGUAUUUGAGAUGAGUUAUCCGCUUAGAGAAUUUGACCUGCAGAAGAGGAUUCAUUCUCUUUUCUACAAGGCUGCAGAGUUAUCCAUUCUUGGAGUGGCCACAGGAACUCUCCAGGGUUCGUUGUCAAACUUUCUCGCUGGAAAGAAGAAAAACAGAGUAUCAGUGACGGUCCCAUCAAUCACCACGAACGCGCUUGGUUAUGGUGCCUUUCUUGGAUUAUAUGCAAACUUGAGAUACCAGCUAUUGUGCGGGUUUGAAAGAGCAAUGAGCAACCACUUUGAUGUUAUCGGAGUAGCUCUCUUCUUUGGCACUGCCGUGAGGAUUAUGAACGUUCAGUUAGGGGAGAGAUCAAGACAAGUAUGGCUAGGUGUGGAGGCAGACCCGCUGGCUCAGUCUGAUGAACUGCUGGCAAAAGCAUACAACCGGUCCUCAGAGGAAGCAGCAGCAAAGCCAGCUUCAAGAUGGUUCAUCUCAAAGAAUGCAAUAGUCUCAGGACUACUUGGUAUGAAGCAACAGGACUCAGCUUCAGAUUCUCCACCUCCAAAGGCUCGGCGAAAGAGGAUUGUACGGAAGAAGGUGGCUGCAUCUGCCUCUUAACUAACCUUCAAAAAUGUCAAAGAGCAACAGGGGAAGUUGUGUUGUUUUCAUUUUGAGGCACACUAAGUUUUGUUGCCAGAGAAGAGUGGAAGUGAUCACCAAACUGCGAGAUGGUAAGAAAAAUUCUAUAGCUUUUUGUUCUUAAUGACUAUCUCUCAAAAGUCUUUCAAUUUCUUUUGAGAAAAGACAUCAAUAUUUUUAGGUGUUGUUAUGUUAUAUCUGGUCAGAUCUAAAACAUGUCAUUCUGUAAUUUCUCAGUUUUUUUUCUAAUAAAUAGCCACAUCUUUUAAAUCCUUGGUGUUUCUCA
Messenger RNA from Eruca vesicaria subsp. sativa (arugula), 2035 nucleotides. Lineage: Eukaryota; Viridiplantae; Streptophyta; Magnoliopsida; Brassicales; Brassicaceae. The record is from the annotation of a GenBank genome assembly.